CUGGAAACUCCUUCUGCCUUUACCUCCAGCUUUGAAUCCAGCGCACGCGCGAACCCUUCAUGGCAACGAAACAGCAUUACACUUGGGCAGCAGGCCAUUUCGUGCUCCUGGUUGGUGCCCUGCGGUACUUCCUUGGGUGGGUGACCUUCAAAACUGUAUCGGCGUGGUGGUACAAAGCUAGUUUCGCCGGAGCUCUGCUGAGCUAUAUCAUUGUAUGCCACAAGUCGCUUGGGACUCCUCAACCGAACAUCGCAUUCAUCAGGCGCGCGCUAUUGGACGAGAAUGUCCAAUACUUUCUCCUCGCCUUCUUCUGGUGGACUUCGAAGCCGGUUGCUGUCGCUCUCAUCCCGUACACCAUCUUCUCUCUCUUCCACGCCCUCACGUUCACUCGUACGACUUUGAUGCCCCAAUUCCUCCCUCCUUCCCCUCCUGCUACUCAGGGUGGUCCUCCUCAGCCCCACCCGUUGGCCAAGCGUUUGCAGGUCUGGGUCAAAGCUAACUACGACACUGCGAUGCGGGUCGUUGCGUUCACUGAGCUGCUCAUCUUCGUUCGCGUCUUGCUCGGCGCCAUUACGUUCCGCAACUCGCUCCUGAGCCCUCUCGUAUUUGCGCACUUCCUGCGUCAGAGGUACUACCAGUCUGCUUUCACGCGUGAUGCUAUCACCACUGCGGACGCGAGGAUCAACGCGAUUAUCAACAAGCCCGGCAACCCUCCCGUCGCCAUCCAGACCUGGGGCAAGGUUCGCGAGCUGAUCGGCAGAUGGGCUGGAAGCACGCUGGCGCCGCAACAGCCCCCCGCCGGCGGAGCAAGGAGAGAUUGAAGGAUGGACAAGCAUGAUCUUGGAGGCAGAUGGUCGCUGCUUGAAUGUCGCUAUUGAUCUUCCCAGCCUGCACUAAACCCAUUCCGGCUAUUAGCGCGCUAGUUCUGUGUUAGACCUAAAUCUAUGUUCGGAUACUUAUCGUAACGAAUGACAACAUAAAGCGUGUGGGGCGCUCCAAUGACGAAAGAUCUCCUUUUCUGCUGUAUAAAGACGGGGUUGAAGUCGGGGGUAGUAGCAGGAAGAAC
Coniophora puteana RWD-64-598 SS2 is the source of this 1066-nucleotide messenger RNA. RefSeq lists its product as uncharacterized. The transcript has 8 exons. The record is from RefSeq and is a predicted model, not a curated record. Bases 60 to 821 code for a protein of 253 amino acids. Lineage: Eukaryota; Fungi; Basidiomycota; Agaricomycetes; Boletales; Coniophoraceae. Gene Ontology annotation, cellular component: endoplasmic reticulum; membrane. Gene Ontology annotation, biological process: membrane organization; endoplasmic reticulum tubular network organization.